Molecule: messenger RNA, 3389 nt
Organism: Loa loa (African eye worm)
Lineage: Eukaryota; Metazoa; Nematoda; Chromadorea; Rhabditida; Onchocercidae
Product: WASH complex subunit 7
Exons: 24
Coding region: 15-3389 (1124 amino acids)
Biological process (GO): endosome organization; endosomal transport
Cellular component (GO): WASH complex; endosome
Source: RefSeq, a predicted model, not a curated record
AUUGUUUUUAUGGUAUGGAACCGAAAGUGGUAGAGUUAACACAUAGUGGAAAUGCUGUUAUCGAUAAAUGUAUCAUUACAUUUUCUACUCUUAUCAUAGAAGUGGAUAUUUUGGUGGAAAAAGCACGAAACACAUUCUAUCAAGCAUUAAUUGUUUAUGGGGAAGAUGCUGAUGGAUGCUUAUCAUCAGAGGGUGGUACUGUAAAAAUGAUUGCUCGAUUUCUGCCACAACUUCAACAACUUCAUGUUUUUGUCAAUCGUUGUUAUGAAGUAUUUCGUAAUAUUAUUUCUCAAUUUCAUGCUUUUCUUUCUCUAAAGGGCAGUGUUUUGGAGCAAGCUCAGGAAAGGAAGUUACUGAGGGUGUGGCGUUCACUUGGAUUAUUGUUAUCCGUUUUGAUUUCACUUGACGAAAUUAUACGACAACAAUCUACUUUGCAGCAACACUGGCAAUCAUAUUAUAGAGCAAUGCAAUUAGUAGCUCAUAAUCCAUCGCAGUUCGAUGCAAAAUCGGAUUUGUUGCAACCUCUUCAGCGAUUAAUUGCAAGCAUCAAUCAAUCAAUUAUGCAAGCCAGUCUUUAUAAGAAUUGUUGUCAACAAAUGUUCGAGAAAAAUUUGCAUGAAAAUCUACAGCUCAGUGAACGAAUGAAAGCCAUAACAAUUGAAAUGUUUGAAAAAUGGGAUCGAAUAGCUACAGAUGAUAUGCCGGAUAAGCGAUAUCUAAUGGCAAUCGUUGCUCUUGCUUUAUGCCAUAUGUUCAUGUUUCGUACGGUUGAUAAGAAAAUGAUGCGAAUCAUUUGGAAUAGUUAUAAAAAGCUCCCGCUAUUCCACCUCUAUGGAUAUGUGAUUUGGUCUCCGUGUGAAUUUAUGCUGGAGAAUUUGGCUGAAGUAGAUCGUGUAAUUGAUAAGAAAAUGAUAGCUGCAAUGACAACUGCAAAAUCUGCUCAAUUUAUUCAAAAUAUGGAAGCACUACCACGUGAAGCAGCUAGUGCAGUAACUAUUUUAGACGAAUGGAAAUGUGAUAUGAACGAAAAACUGAAGGAGAGAUCGGAACGAAUGUCGAAAGAUCAAUUGACACAACGAAUUUCACUUUUUUUGCGAGGUAUUCGCUAUGCAGAUUUAAUAUGUCGUCUUUUAAAAACUUUGAUGAGUAGAUUGGUGGUAGAACAGAAAGCUAUAUCACGUAGUUCUGCUUCAGCUGCUUUUCGCUUAAUUGAAACGAUUAAAGAAAUCGAGGAGAUAUUUUGGAAAUGGUGGUAUGAUGUUUUAGAAAGUUGUCAAGAAGCAGCUCAGUAUUGUAGUGCUAAGCUUAUUCAUUUGAUCAGCACAGUGCACCAGACAAUUCGUAGCGAAUCCGAUUUUUCCUACCGUACCGUUGACAAACUUUCUGCAUUAACUGUUGCUGAGAAUGCUCUUUCAGGUUUGAUUUCGCGAACCAGUUUGGCUGUUGCAGGCACAGCAUUAGACAUGGCUUGUUAUACGAAAAUAUUUCGUGGAAGUGAUGCUGAAAAGGUGGACGAAUUACUUGUACGUCUGGAAACUCUUUCAUCAUUGGGAAAUAUUGUUUCUCGCACCUGUAAUUGUUCAUUUUUAUUCUGGCAUCGGUCAUUCAUCGCUGCAUAUUUUAGCGCAAUCAUUGAAAAUAACAAUUCACGACCUGAGUUUUUCUUCGAUGCAAUCAAUGACAUUGAAACAAUACUGGGUUCAGAUGAGAACGAAUUUGAUAUAAAGAUCAAGGAAUCGGUGCGAGAGGAAUUAUAUGAGUUGUACGAAAAGUUGUAUUUGAAAAAACUAUGUGAAACAGUAGAAACAGAUUUACGGUUAACCUUUCAUUCUCAUCUCCAACUGGACGAUCGUACACCGAAGGAUCCGAUCCAUGAUACAAACAUGCGUUUAGUUCAUUUAUUGCAAAUGCCCGCGGUGCAACUGUUUGAUCGAUUGAUUGAUGUGAAACGAUAUGUUGAGAAGUAUUUGGAAAGUACAUUCUACAAUUUGACAGCUGUCGCUUUGCAUGAUUCGAACACCUACAUGACAAUGGGCUUGUUGGCUAAACAAAAGUAUAAUUUAAUCUUAUGUCAGAGUCGUCUACCAUUUCAAAAACUUGAUCAAGGUCCAGAUGUAUUAUUUGUUGCACGAAAUAUCGACUCAUUUGUGGAAAAUUAUGACUAUAAUUUAAAUGAACAGUUCUUUAUCGAAAAAGACAGUAAAAGCAAGCAAUUAACCAUACUAACUGCUGAACAUGUUGCUAAUUCGAUACGAACCCAUGGUAUGGGUAUUAUGCAUACGAUGAUCAAUCAUGCUUAUCAGUUUCUCAAAAAGAAAUUCUACACUUUUUCGCAACUCUUAUACGAUGAUCGUAUUAGGAAUCAGUUGAUUAAGGAUGAGCGAUAUUUUCAUGAGAAUGGUGAAAAACUCGGAAAAAUGUAUCCGGUAAGUCGAGCGCAACGUUUCAACGCUGCAAUUCGGUUCCUUGGUGUUUCGGAUGAUGAUUUGUACUUGGAUAAGUUGCGUAUUCUGAUCACUGAAAUCGGAAAUGUCAUGGGCUACGUAAGGCUCGUAAGAUCAGGUGGUAUUGAAGCGAGUAUUCAAUCCUUGGGAUUUCUUCCCAAUCUUGAUGAUGUCCCAUCCUUCGAACCGCUUGCAAUCAACUCAAAACUAUCAUCGGAAACUAUCAAUGCUGCUAGAGUACUGGAUAAUGUUUUCGAUGUGGCAAAAAAGAAUAUUAAUCAAUCGGACAACUAUUUACAGAUUCUUGUGGAAGCGUUCGCUCCAGAAUUGUGCGAGAAUACGAAAUAUGAGCAUUUGAACUUCUUUUACAUGAUUGUGCCACCGUUAACAAUCAAUUACGUGGACAGAAUGCUAUCUUGCAAAGGGAAAUUAGGACGAAGAGCGAAACAGAACAACACCUUUACGGAUGAUGGAUUUAUUCUUGGUGUAGCAUUUAUCUUGGUACUAUUGGGUCAGCACACUUAUUUCUCAUCUUUGAACUGGUUCCAGUCGGUGGCCCGUGAAUGUGAAGAAGAAAUUGUUAAUGCCUCACUCAACUCUAAAAGUUCAUCUACUAAAAUUGCUUUGGAUCCAUCGGUAGCAAUCCGUCUGGCGAAGCUGGACCAAUACCAGAAAGAAUUCCAAUUGCUUUCGUACACAUUCAGUUCCGCUAAAAUAUUCUUCAAUUCAAGUCAGGAUGCAGGAACUCGGCCAUUGCAUACCGCGGAAUCGUGGGAUGCCAAGUUUGCACAUCGUGUAUGUCGACGUUACGGUUUUGGAUUUUGCUACGUGGAACUACCACGUCAUAUGUUGCGACAAGUCAUGAUGCUGGAAUUGAGUGGUCCAGUGCGCUGUACAUUUACAAUCUGUCACGUGUUAACCGUGUUGCGGUACAUCAUAUAUUGA